AUGUUUGCUCCAGCCAAGUCUCUGACGUUGUACAAGGACUUCAACAAGGAUGCCAAGGACAUGCUCACGAAGAGCUACAGUGAUGCCCAGAAGUGGAAGGUGGAGUGCAAGUACAAGGGACCCAAGGACACGUUUUUUGUGAACCCUACAGCCACAUCUGACGGCAAAUUCAGUGCAGAUCUUGAGUACGUUCCCAGCCAGUGCGGAGCUGCGGUGAAGGUCACCUUUCUCCCCUCCACCUGCAAUGCGAAGAUAACUGCAUCUUAUCAGGACCGAGGCCACAAGGUGGAGGGUAUUGUGAGCAAGCAGGGCGAAUAUGAGGUCUCCCAUGAGUGCCGCCUUCAGGGCCGCUUCUCCUCACACACC
Molecule: messenger RNA, 366 nt
Organism: Trypanosoma theileri
Lineage: Eukaryota; Euglenozoa; Kinetoplastea; Trypanosomatida; Trypanosomatidae
Product: putative voltage-dependent anion-selective channel
Exons: 1
Source: RefSeq, a predicted model, not a curated record